Molecule: messenger RNA, 1039 nt
Organism: Bolinopsis microptera
Lineage: Eukaryota; Metazoa; Ctenophora; Tentaculata; Lobata; Bolinopsidae
Product: mitochondrial amidoxime reducing component 2-like
Exons: 2
Coding region: 14-952 (312 amino acids)
Molecular function (GO): molybdenum ion binding; catalytic activity; pyridoxal phosphate binding
Source: RefSeq, a predicted model, not a curated record
UUGCAGGGUUUAUAUGAGUGGCUACUUGGACGUCGUCAAUGAUAUACUAGCUCGAUACUACUGGGUUCCCUUUCUAGCGAUGAGAGGCUCACUAACCGUGUGGUCCUGUCUGACGAGUCCUUUCUUCAAGGAGGGAGAACGGGAAGUGGGAGAAGUUUCUGAACUAUUUGUUCAUCCUAUUAGAGCUCUUAGACCCGUUAAGAUAACCGGACCCUGGAAACUCGGCCCUAAUGGUUUCUUAUAUGAUAAAGGUAUGUGUUUGUUGUUCAAGGGGUCUAAUGAGAGAUUGAAACAUACUGCUAAUGGACACGAGGCUUUGUUUGCUAUCAAUUUGAGUCUGAUUGACGAUUCCACAAAAUUACUUCUGACCCACAAGGAUCAAUCUAAUCUUAUUAUUGAUUUGACUGAAUUUGAAAUUGUUGAGAACUACGAAGUGGAGAAAGAUCCUAAAGAUAACGAAUAUUGCCAUGUUGGCGACAAAGCAAGUAGGUGGAUAUCUGAUGUCCUGGGUAAAGAGGUUCGUCUCAUGUUUUCUCCACAGAAGACACUCUCUGGUGAAGACAUGAUUAUCGCAAGUCUUGACCCCGUUCAUAUAAUCGGGGAAUCGUCCCUCAUAGCUUUUAGCAAAGAUGCUGGCUGGGAUGUCGAGAUGGAGAGAUUUAGACCCAACAUUGUGUCAGUCGGACAAGGCGCAUAUGAGGAUGAGACGUGGCAGGAAAUAAAAAUAGGAGACACCGUCUUGGAGUUCGAUCAUAGGACAACUCGCUGUCUUAUUACUAACGUGAAUUUCGACGGUGUAAGGGCUCCGGAUACCAUGAAUAAUCUGAGGAAACUGCGACCACGAUGUGAGAAAACUAAUAAACCUGUGUUCGGGAGCUAUUUCGCUGUAAAGCAGACUGGUCACGUGAAGCCCGGGGAUAAAAUUAUCUUGGUUAAAAGCAGGGUUCAUUGAUUAUUCAUAUUUUUAUCUGAUUGGUUAACAAUAAGUAAUUUUAAUAACUGUCUUUCUUUACUGGACACAAUCAUUUUAUGGUGCUGC